UUUGGUAUUACCAAAGAUCCUAAAACAAAUGAUUUUAUGAUGGUUAUGGUUUUAAAAGAUGGUAGUUUAAGACAAUAUUUAAACAACAACUUCAUUUCAAUUAAUUGGGAGGAAAAGUUGCUUAAUUUACAAGGUAUUGCAUUUGGUCUUAAAGAUAUUCAUAAUAAAGGAUUAAUUCAUCAUGAUUUUCAUUGUGGGAAUAUAUUAAGCUCUUCUGUUCCAUAUUUUCAUGUUUCUAUUACUGGUUUGGGAUUAUGUCAACCUGCUAAUGUCAAAUCCUCUCAAAAGAGUAAUAAAAAAAUAUAUGGAGUAUUACCUUAUGUAGCUCCUGAAGUUUUAAGAGGAAAAGAAUAUACUCAAGCAAGUGAUAUCUAUGGAUUUGGAAUCAUUGCAUAUGAAAUUUGUACAGGUUUCCCUCCUUAUUAUGAUAUAGCUCAUGAUGAAUUCUUAGCAAUGAAAAUUUGUAAGGGAUUGAGGCCAACGUCUGAUUAUAAAAUCCCUCAAUUAAUUUUUAAUAUUAUUAAUCAAUGUUGGGAUGCAGACCCUUUAAAGCGACCUGAUGCAAAUGAAUUGCAUGAUUUAAUAGCGGAAUUAGAUAAUGAUAUUAGUGACAAUAAAGUAUCUUCUGUAAUUUAUGGGCAAGUUAAAGAAGCAGAUGAAAUUAAAGAGUCAUCUUUAACAGUUCAAUUACCAUUACCAUCUACAAGUACGCUCUCAUAUAUGUUACAUCCUCAAGCAGUUUAUACAAGCAGACUUUUAGAUUUUAAAAAUCUUCCAGAACCAAAAAAUGCUGAUAAUAAUGAUUUACUGAAGUAGAAUUUUCAGGUUCCUUAAAAAUGGAUUUUACUAAACUUGAUAUUAAUCCUAAAGAUGAAAAAAAUUAAAAUACUUUUAACUUUAAAUGAAAAUAUUUUGUAUAUAAAUCAAAUAUAAUUUUAUUUUGA
Rhizophagus irregularis DAOM 181602=DAOM 197198 is the source of this 944-nucleotide messenger RNA. The record is from RefSeq and is a predicted model, not a curated record. NCBI's taxonomy places the organism in Eukaryota, Fungi, Glomeromycota, Glomeromycetes, Glomerales, Glomeraceae.